Molecule: messenger RNA, 909 nt
Organism: Auanema sp. JU1783
Lineage: Eukaryota; Metazoa; Nematoda; Chromadorea; Rhabditida; Rhabditidae
Source: the annotation of a GenBank genome assembly
AUGGAGUCAUCUCCACCAACAAAGCCGGCUCGCCGGUCUCUUCGACCAGUAGCUUUCGCUUCUGUUGCCUUGGCUACAGUAUCUGUUCUAUCCUGCGUGAUCACACUUCCUCUUGUGUACAACCAUGUGCAAUCUAUUCAAGCUUACAUGAACAGUGAAGUCGAGUUCUGCAAGACUCGCUCAAGAGAAAUGUGGAAAGAAAUGAUUAUGGUUCAAUCUGCUUCUGGAAUACCCAUCAAAACUAAGAGGGAAGCUGGCUAUGGAGCUCAACCACUAUCCGAUAAUCAACUCCCAUCCAACCAAGCUGGUUCAUGCUGUUCUUGCCAAGUUGGACCUCCAGGACCUCCAGGUCCUCCAGGAAGAGAUGGUCGCCCAGGAGCUCCAGGACGUCCAGGAAAUCCAGGACCACCAGGCCGUGACGGAACACUUUUACCUGGACCACCACCAAAACCACCUUGUCAAAAGUGCCCACCAGGACCACCAGGACCACCAGGACCACCAGGACCAAAGGGAUUACCAGGACCUCAAGGAGAGCCAGGAACACCAGGACAUGAUGGAGUUCCAGGAAUGUCAGGACCUCAAGGACCACCAGGACCCCAAGGACCACCAGGAGUACCAGGAGAGAAGGGACCUACUGGAGAACCCGGUAAAGUCAUCAAUGGAGCUCCACCAGGCCCUCCAGGACCACCAGGACCUCCAGGACCUCAAGGACCUCCUGGCCCACCAGGAAAAGAUGGACAACCCGGACGCUCAGGACCACCAGGACCUCCAGGAGAUGCUGGAGAGAAGGGAGCUGAUGGUCUUCCAGGACCUCAUGGAUCCCCUGGACCAAGAGGACCACCUGGACAGCCCGGAUCAUGCGAUCAUUGUCCUCCACCAAGAACAGGACCUGGAUAUACCAGACUUUAA